Molecule: messenger RNA, 348 nt
Organism: Aspergillus welwitschiae
Lineage: Eukaryota; Fungi; Ascomycota; Eurotiomycetes; Eurotiales; Aspergillaceae
Exons: 1
Coding region: 80-235 (51 amino acids)
Source: RefSeq, a predicted model, not a curated record
GACGAAAAUCGAGGCAAGACCUAGGGCCGGGGAGGAGAAUGUUUAAGUACGAUUGAACUAGUGUUAGUAGCAGCAGCAAAUGUCGCAAGUGCCUUUUCCAACCGUCAGUCAAAAAUCCAGUCAGUCAGGAGGCGUUGGCGUUGGGGAUGAUGAGCCCCAGAUCCACUCGCCAUGGUCGCCUCCCCCAGACCAGAACCGUGGAAUUCCGCCUAGAAAGUGGAAACCCAAUGGCUGACGGUGUGCUCCGUAGUAGACUUUGAGACUAGGGGAAAGGAAAGGAAAAAAAAAAAAGAGGACCUGACCUGGGUUAAUCAUCAUCACCAUCAUCAUCAUCGGCGGUCGUCGUCG